Molecule: messenger RNA, 1280 nt
Organism: Vicia villosa (hairy vetch)
Lineage: Eukaryota; Viridiplantae; Streptophyta; Magnoliopsida; Fabales; Fabaceae
Exons: 5
Coding region: 184-1044 (286 amino acids)
Source: RefSeq, a predicted model, not a curated record
ACCACACGACGUCGUUUAUCGUUGCUCAUAUCAAACUUAAAUUCAAAUUUCCCUACCCGCGUUCACCAUUCACACUUCAAAUUCACAUUGCCUCAACAAAUGAAGAUUCAUCUUCUUCCCGAUUCAAACUCCUCAUCAAAACCCUAACAAAAUUUCCCAAUUCCAAACCCUAAAUCUCCUCAAAUGUCAUCACCAAUCACAUAUCCAGUAAUCACCGACGACAAAGAUCUCGACGACGCCGCAUUAUGGGCGAUGAUCGACUCCGCCUCCGCCUCACAUUCUUCCUCCAAGCACAAACCACUCGCAAUCAAAUACCAUCACAACCGCCAAUCACCUUCUCCAAUCACAAAUCACUCACCACCGCCUCCACCGUCAAAGUUUCCGAAAUACUCUAAUAAUAUCACUGACAGUGGCGAAGUUGUUCAAGAUCCUUGGCCUUAUGGACCGCCGAGGAAGAUCGCAAGAAUCUGCAGUUCGAGCUCCUGUGAAACUAGUCCUUUAGCUAUAGUUCAAACUGCACAGAAGACGCCGACGGCAAUGGUUUAUUCGUCACCGGAGAUCAGAAAAGUUAACGAGGUAUCGCCGCGGUGCUUUGGGAGGAAUGAUGAAGAGAGAGAUAAUGGGAUGCGGCAUAGCUUGUCUGGAAUGUUUCCUACGGUUUCUUUGUUUAAGGAGUAUCAAAAUGCAGCUAUGGCGAUUUUGGAGAAAAGUGAUUACACUUUGAUUUCGGGGAAUCCUUACAUUAAAAAGACAGGUUGGAGAAAGAUUUCUUGUUAUUUCAAUAUUUCUUACGAAAUUAGAGACAAGAAUAUUGAGUUCGACGGGGAUCGCAAUGUUCAGCGAGCUGAGUUUGUCAUUCGUGCACACAUGCAGGGUGGCAGGUUCUCAGAUGGAUGGGGCUCUUGUGAUCGACGUGAAAAGAGAUUUCAGAAACCAAAUCAUGAUGUACCAAGCACAGCCGAAACGAGAGCCAAAAAUAAAGCUUGUCAAGACCUACUAGGAAUUGGGGAAUAUCGACCAGGUGCAGCAAGUCAGUUUCGGUGACAUGAUUAUUGAAGAUUUUUGUUACGAUUUAACAUGACCUAAUAUUUGUUGAGGUAUAAAGUUAACAGAAAAUAAGUUGUAUAAGAAAUGAAUUUUUCUUAUUUCUUUGAAUGCAUGAUGAAUAGUUAUAAAUCCUAAUAAAACUGUCAUUUAGCAUGUAUUUUGAUGGAACUCCAAAAUCCAUUCUAAGAAAUUAAGUAAAGAAAAUAUAUCAAUGUAAAGGAUUCAAUAGAUGA